AGACGCCAAACCCGCAGCUCAGUUGAUCGGUGCGUGUCCGUAGGAAAUGUGCUCUGUGGAAAGCCUACUGCACCAACAACAUGGCUAACGUGGUGUGCACUCUGUUCGCUUUGGUGUUCCUGCUUGCUGCUCCCCAGUCGGUCGAUAUGCGACUGUUUAGCAUCGACUACGAUAACGACACCUUCGUGAUGGACGGUAAACCCUUCCAGUACGUGGCCGGCUCGUUCCACUACUUUCGCGCCCUGCCCGAGAGUUGGCCAUCCAUCUUGCGGUCGAUGCGCGCCGCCGGCCUGAAUGCAGUUACGACGUACGUCGAAUGGUCCCUGCACAACCCAAAGGAGGAUGUGUACAACUGGCAGGGAAUGGCGGACAUCGAGCACUUCCUCGAGCUGGCCGAUAGCGCCGGCCUGUACGUUAUACUACGCCCGGGACCGUACAUUUGUGCCGAGCGCGAUAUGGGCGGCUUCCCGUCCUGGUUGCUGCACAAAUAUCCCGACAUACUGCUCCGCACGAACGAUCUCAGGUAUCUGCGGGAAGUACGCACCUGGUACGCACAGCUGCUGUCUCGCGUCCAGCGGUUUCUCGUCGGACAGGGUGGUCCCAUCAUAAUGGUACAGGUCGAGAACGAGUACGGCUCGUUCUAUGCGUGCGAUCACAAGUACCUCAACUGGUUGCGUGACGAGACGGAGCGAUACGUGAUGGGCAAUGCGGUCCUCUUCACCAACAAUGGGCCCGGGCUGGAGGGAUGCGGCGCAAUCGAGCACGUUCUAAGCUCGCUCGACUUUGGACCCGGAACAGAGGAUGAAAUUAAUGGAUUUUGGACCACGCUGAGAAAAACGCAACCCAAGGGCCCGUUGGUAAACGCGGAGUACUAUCCCGGCUGGUUGACGCACUGGCAGGAACCGCAUAUGGCCCGCACGGACACCAAACCGGUCGUUGACAGUCUGGACUUUAUGCUGCGGAGCAAUGUCAACGUAAACAUCUACAUGUUCUUCGGCGGGACCAACUACGGGUUUACGGCUGGCGCCAACAACAUGGGCGCAGGAGGAUACGCAGCCGAUCUUACCUCGUACGACUACGAUGCACCGCUCGACGAGUCCGGCGAUCCAACGCCCAAGUAUUUCGCCCUGCGAGACACAAUCUUGAAGUACUUCCCCAAGCCCGAUCUGCCCGUGCCGAAACCGACUAACAAAGUGCAACUCCCACCACUGAACAUGACCCGUCUGGGCAGUCUUCUCGACCCAUCCCUGCUGGAACGGCUCGCCACGCAAACGGUCACCUCCCGACUGCCCCUGUCGUUCGAGGCACUGAAUCAAGUGUCGGGGCUCGUGCUGUACGAGACGCUCCUACCGGACGACAUCAGGACGGACCCACGUAAGCUGAUCGUCGAAGGUGUGCACGAUCGGGGGUACGUGUUCGUGGGCGAACAGUUCGUCGGUGUACUAUCGCGCGAAAACCAAAUCAACACGCUGCCGCUCGCCCUGGACGCUGGCCAGACGCUGCGCAUCGCCGUCGAGAACCAGGGCCGUAUCAACUUUGGCAUUGCGAACGAUGGUAAAGGCAUCCUCGGGAGCGUGUUCGUCAACACCCGGCAGCUGUACAACUGGACGAUGUACGGGCUGCCGCUGAGCGACUUUAAGCCCAUCGUCCACGCGAUUAGGCACCACCGGAAGCAUCAGCACCGUGUACGCAGGGCGUCACAGAUAGCCGGCACGCCAAUGUCCCUGUACUAUGCGAUAUUCGACAUCGAGGGACAGCUGGCGGACACCUAUCUCGAUCCGACCGGAUGGGGCAAGGGCGUCGUGUUCGUCAACGGGUUCCUGCUCGGUCGCUACUGGCCCACGGUGGGGCCACAGGUUACGCUGUACCUUUCGAAGCAUUUGCUAACGCAAAAGAACAACUACCUGGCGGUGAUCGAGUAUCAGAAGGAGUUUGGUGACUCGAUACCGCCGCUCAAGUUCUCGGCAACUCCUUCGUUUAACUGAGCGCGUUGUUAUCGUGCUGCAAUCGUGGUUCUAUCUUAUCGUCUGUGCGCAUUUCCAAGUCGAUCGACCUGGUUUCGAUACCGAAUUGUAGCGCAGCACUAUUACAAAACGCGUCUCCCACUUAAGCCAUAGAGCCGCCUCUUAAGUAGCCGGGUGUGUAAGUAAGUAGGUUUAUCGUACACACCAACGACCCAAACAAACCCACUCUUUUGUUGACAUACAAUGUAAAAAAAUAUAAAGCGUUCUUCCGCCAACAAAA
Anopheles arabiensis is the source of this 2244-nucleotide messenger RNA. RefSeq names its product beta-galactosidase-like. Bases 81 to 1985 code for a protein of 634 amino acids. The record is from RefSeq and is a predicted model, not a curated record. Gene Ontology annotation, molecular function: beta-galactosidase activity. Gene Ontology annotation, biological process: carbohydrate metabolic process. Gene Ontology annotation, cellular component: vacuole. NCBI's taxonomy places the organism in Eukaryota, Metazoa, Arthropoda, Insecta, Diptera, Culicidae. The transcript has 7 exons.